UGGACAAUGAGAGAGGUGUGAGGCAAGACAGACAGUGAACAGUGAACAGAGCAGUUCCAGUCACACUGCUGGUCUGACCACCAGCACUGCUCUCUCUGUGGUACUGCCCCUGCAAGGACUCACAGUAGCAGUGCCAACCCACAGUAACAGUGCCAGGCUAAAGUACUAAAGACUUCCAACAGUGCCACAUGUACCAACAGUGAAAAACUACGUCACCAUCAACAGUGUAGCUAUAUCUAACGUUCCUUCCAUCACCACCACAGUAGGCCUACUAGUAUUUAGUAAAUGCUGAAUAAUUUUGAACAAACAUAAGCAUUAAUUAACAGACUGUACAACAGGAAACCAUUUAACGGAAACGGGAAUAAUCACAGAGCUUCAAGUUGCGGAAACAUCCUGGCGCAUCAAGGAACAGCAACAGGACAACAAGGAACUUCAAUUAGCCGCAGAAACCAUCCAAGAAGCAACAACAGAAGCUUAAAGAAGCAUCAAGGAACAUCGAAGUACCCCACGAAGUAGAGAAUGGCGCCAGCCAGCCGCCGAAGAACGACCUCCGAACUGAGGACCUCAAAACCCAGGACCUCCAAAUCCAGGACCUUCGAAUCCAGGACCUGGCUUCUCGCUCUGGUCUCUUUAACAAUCAUGGCUGGAUGUGUAUCACCUGAGACACAAGGGUCCUUAGACACUCCGUUCAUCUACCAGGAACGGAGCGCGAGACGGCGUCCACCUCUCUCAGACGUCCUCCUGCCCCAGGAACGCCCACAGCAGGAAGGGCAUCCACUGCAAGAGGGACGUCUUCAGCAAGAGGGGCAACCACAGCAGAAAGGGCGUCCAAAACAGGAUGGACGUCCUCAGGUCCAGGUGCGUCCACAGGUUCAGGGACAUCUACAACAACAAGGACGUCUACAGAAGCAGGGACCUCUACAGCAACAGCAGGAACGGCCGCAGCAGGAGGGGCAUCUACAGCAGCAGGGAAGCAGACAGAGCCAGGGACUCCCACAGCAGAAGGGAUGCAGACAGGUACAAGGACUUCCACAGCAGAAGGGACGCAGACAGAACCAGGAACGCCCACAGCAGCAAGGACGAAUGCAGAUCCAGGGACGUCCAGAACAGAAUGGAAGCAGACAGAGCCAGGGACUCCCACAGCAGAAGGGAAGCAAACAAAGUCAGGGACUCCCACAGCAGAAGGGACGCAGACAGAUCCAGGGACUCCCACAGCAGCAAGGACGAAGGCAGAUCCAGGGACGUCCAGAACAGAAUGGAAGCCGACAGAGCCAGGUACUCCCACAGCAGAAGGAACCCUUGGAGGCAGAGGCUUCCUCUGCGUCCCUUGGUUCUCUGCAAGUAUCUGUCGAAGAAAAAAAGAGGCCUCCAGUGAUUCCCAGCUCCAGCAGUGUUCUCCAAGGCUCUGGGGAGGAGAACAAGCAACCUCCAGUGACCUCCGCCUCCAGCGGUGUUCUCCAAGCACCUAGCGAGGAGAACAAGAAACCUCAAGUGACCUCCACCUCCAGCGUUGUUCUCCAAGCAUCAAGAACACGCAAGAACGCUGUCAAAACAACGCUGGAAAUCGUUCAACCGGCGACGCCGACAGCGCCGCUGGGAAGGCCGGCUAGCGGCGGGACUAAAGACAGCAGAGAGACAAAGGAAUUCCCAUCGCUCCUGGAAGAGCCUUUCCUGCCCUCGAAACUGCCGCCAGUCAAGCAGGUCUCUCCUUUCGAGGUGCCAAAAAUCGGCAAGGUGGAGCCUUUUAAGUUGCUGGAGGUGGGUCCAGACUUGGACGACACCCACCUGGGGAAGCCUCCGGGGACUAACAACCUUUCUGGGGAUUUUGAGGGGUUCAUUCCCCUCCUUCCUCCCUCGGGAGGGACAGAGCCAGAUGGCUCCCUCCCCAGGCUAAUUCCUAUCGGUGAAAUCCCUGAACGCAAGGUUCCCCCUGCGUUCUCAGGUCACAAAUCUCCUCAGUUCUCCGGUAAAUCCCCCGGUCCAGCCUUCCAAAGUAAUCCUGCUGUCAGCAAGGCAACUGGCCAACCAGGGAAGCCUCAAAAGGAUGAAUCCUUAAGUCCUCUAAGUCCUAACGUCCCCAAUAGACAAAUCCCCUCGAAUGUAACUCCUGUACGAUCCCCAGCGCACCACCCCCCAGGCCCAACUGGUAAAACCCCCCACCAAAGUCAACCUAUUAACCUUUCUACACGGAAACCCCAGCCCCCAGUCUCCCCUAGCCCUCAUACAGGGUUUAAAUCCCACCCGAGGGAAACCCAGGCUACACCACUAGGUAAAUCCUCUUUUUCCAGCACUUCGAUCAAGUCUCCUCCUCCAGCACCUCACCCAUCAGCCUCUACCUCAUCCCUAGGAGACAAAGCUCCCCUAGGAGGCCCUCUCCAGCCUCCAGGACAUCUAGGAAGCUCGUCCCUAGCCUCAAGACUCCCAGCAGCACCUCUCAACACCAAACACAGCUUCCCAGAUCUGUCAGAUGAGGGAACUGUCACCCCCACACUGAAGGUCGCACCGCCGCUUGAUUUGCCAAUAUACAACCUGGGACCUCAAGUCCUACCCCAGCAGGAAGACCUAACUGGUCUGGGGGGGUCCUCACCCCUGGUCACCCCCUUCAACCCCUUCUCCACCCUGGUCUUACCAGGAUCUGGGACCGGACUAGGUGGCAGACAGACCUAUUACCACCUACCACUGCAAAUCCCCAUUCUGAACCUACCACACCAAGCUGGUGGAACCAUAGGCUUCUAGUGUCAUGGUAGAGCUUCCUGACACCUACUGCCCUGUGCACCUAGUAGUAAAUAGGUACCUGGGUAGUACUUCCCUUACACCUACUGCCCUGUGCACCUGGUAGUAAACAGGUACCUGGGUAUUAGUCCCCUUAUACUUACUGCCCUGUAAACCUACUGCUACUACAACAACUACUACUAUAACUACCACUGCUACUACUACCACUACUAUGCUACUACUUUUUUCAUUUCUUUUCAUUACGUUGGUUGGUUAAUGGGAGUUUCAAGUCUAUCUACCACACGAGGGUCAUUAAGGCUGCAUGUCACCUGUUCACCACCAGUCAAGAAUACUUUAACACAUAAAAUACUGAUUAACGCAAACUAUCAGUGUAUAUACACUGAGAAACAUACACACCUCUCAGUGUAUAUAAUUUGCUCCUCCGGAUAAUUUGUUCCCUUGGAUAAUUAGUAGUGAGUUAUCUGCUAAAACAUCAUAUAAUUGUAGUAUCUCUCAAUAAAGUUAGUAUUUGUUU
Molecule: messenger RNA, 3247 nt
Organism: Cherax quadricarinatus
Lineage: Eukaryota; Metazoa; Arthropoda; Malacostraca; Decapoda; Parastacidae
Product: daxx-like protein
Source: RefSeq, a predicted model, not a curated record